CCUGCUCCUAGUGGAUUGGAGCCGGGAGAGAGAAAACUCUGUUACUCACUCCGUCUCCAACUUUGAGAGGAAGUUACCACCUCUUCCCCAGACUCUGUACACACACACACACACACACACACACUCACUCACUCACACAGGCAGACACACACGCUCUUCAGGACUUGACCGCAGGCAGCAGCAACAGGGAAUCAACUGAAACAGCCAGGACUGCUUGUUGUGUUGUAUUUAUUGAAAACUUGGAGGGAAAGAAGAAGAAGUUCUGCAGUUUGCUUGAAGCUUUCUGUGUGGACUGAAGAGUUUCAGGGGGACGAUUCUGUUCAUCACACCGCCUGUGGACCAAAGAUCACAGCGACGGAGAGACAGACAGAGGAGCCCCGAUCAUUUUGCAUCCAAUCUCCAACAGCUGAUUACACCAUGAGCUGGGAUUGAGGACACACUUCUGAGUUUCAUUUUGUGAUAAAGAAAGAGGUGAAGAGCAAUCAUGGAUGUGAGGAAAAAAGAAAUGGACCUCCUGAGCAACAGCAUAGCUGCAUAUGCACACAUCAAAGCUAACCCAGAGAGCUUUGGCCUGUACUUUGUGCUUGGAGUGUGUUUUGGCCUGGUGCUCACGCUCUGCCUCCUGGUCAUCCGCAUCUCCUGCAAGCCGCGGACAAACAUCGCCCCUUCCACGCCUGAGAAAAAAAAGUUAAAGGACAUCAGUCAGGAGGACGAGGAGAGUGACGAUGAUGACGACGAUGACAUCAGGGACGAUGUCGAGGUUCCUUUAACCUUGCCCAGCACAGAAAUCCCGGUCGGUAAUCAUACCAGCCAAAUAGACGGGUCGCUGAGUGUGAACGUAUUUACCUCAGCUGAGGAGCUGGAGCGGGCACAGCGACUGGAGGAGAGGGAACGAAUCAUACGUGAGAUCUGGAGGAACGGCCAGCCUGAUAUACUAGGGACGGGGACAGGGACUAUUGGAAGAGUGCAUUACUACUAAGACAAACAAGGCAUCAUGGGAAAGAAUGUGAGCCCUGUGGAGGUCAAACAUAAACCCUAGCUCGGUUGGGCUCGAUACACCUGAAGCCUGAGAGACCCAUGAGCUUGUGUCAUGAAGCAGGACCAAAGUGAUAAGAGACAAAGACAUUCUUAUAUUUAGCUCUGAUUGAGCUAUAUGAUAUUGCACUUCCUAUGUAGCAAUGUUAUUUUUAAACUAACUAGCCUACAUGAAAUUAAACCAAAGGUGUCUUAAAAACUGAGUAACCCAAAUGGAAAAGAUGCAGAAUGAAUGUUGAAGCUGAAGGACACUCAGCCUUUUAAAAUGUGUGGUGCUUUAAGACAAUAAUGCACACAACGGAUCUGUUUGUUUAGUUUGCAAGUGACAAUGGAAGCAUUAUGUAAGGGUGAUGUAUGUAUUAUGUACUGUAUGUUGCAAUGAAGAUUAUCUGUCUGUUCUGAAGAAAAUUGUCCUUAGACUUUUUGUGAAAAAACAAACCCAAAAACCUUGAAUCUCCUCCCAAAAAAAAAACAUCCUCAGGAUUUCUGUAUAAGGAAAUUCCAUAGUUUAAGCAAGAACAUCAAUUUUAGGGGAUCAGUCUACAUGUAGCCUAGAGUAAAAUGUAAAGACAAUUAAAAUUUGAGUCUAUAAUUCACCAGUGGGCUACAUUAAAUCUUUCUUUGUCUGUGUUUCAGGGAUAAUUCCACCAAAGGAAAUGACAGAAUUAAAGUAUUAAGAGGAAAUAAUGUAGCCUACUGUUGUUUCUCCUCAUAAUGCUCUAUAGGAUGAAUAUACGGUGUGCAUGAGCUUAUUUUCUGUGUUGUCGGGCCAUGGAUUCAUCGUCAAGAUAAAGAGAGAGAGAUGAUUAAUGAAAAGGCCUUUCUUUAUCAUGUGUUACUUCAGUGUCUCUCAUUUACCCCUUAAAGCUUAGAAUAGGCCUUCAGAUAUGUAAUAAAAUGGCCGGGGGGCUCCAGAACAGUGUAACAUCAUGUUUUCCAAUGGCUGUGGAGUCAGAUGGGCUAACAUUGACGUUGUUUUGACAAUAAAGAAGAUUGGAUGGCCA
This is a messenger RNA of Labrus mixtus (cuckoo wrasse), 2039 nucleotides long. RefSeq names its product eva-1 homolog Ba (C. elegans) (gene eva1ba). The transcript is spliced from 4 exons. Bases 485 to 979 code for a protein of 164 amino acids. The record is from RefSeq and is a predicted model, not a curated record. NCBI's taxonomy places the organism in Eukaryota, Metazoa, Chordata, Actinopteri, Labriformes, Labridae.